This is a messenger RNA of Pseudovirgaria hyperparasitica, 1539 nucleotides long. Its product is annotated as proteasome-activating nucleotidase. The transcript is spliced from 2 exons. The record is from RefSeq and is a predicted model, not a curated record. Gene Ontology annotation, molecular function: ATP binding; ATP hydrolysis activity. Lineage: Eukaryota; Fungi; Ascomycota; Dothideomycetes; Acrospermales; Acrospermaceae. Gene Ontology annotation, cellular component: cytosol; peroxisomal membrane. Gene Ontology annotation, biological process: protein import into peroxisome matrix. Bases 1 to 1539 code for a protein of 512 amino acids.
AUGGCGUCAUCAAAGCCCGAUAAUGCCUUCACAGACUUGCAAAACCACUGUGAUGGCAACAGGACUGCCACAGACAUAACAUUUCUCAACAUCCUCAAGAAUCGCCAUCCUAACCAUCACAUCACCUCGUACACCCCAGCCAACUGCGACCUUCAUGGCUACGCUGCCGCUGGCUUUGCUAAGUCUACUCUUAUCGACGACGACGAAUCUUUCGCCUUGACCACAAGCUACCAUGCUCCGGCCCUACGGCUCGAGCGCCAGCACCAUCCGGGCGAUCUCAAAGACACGAUGCUUCUCGCAUGCUGGAGAUAUGAGUGGACGACCACUGAGUUCUUAGUCUACAACCUGCAGCUUCGUAGCGUUUUCCGUGGCGGACCCGAAAUUUAUGCUUUUGUCCUCGCACCGCGCAGCGAUGGCGCUGUAUCGAAGGGCCAUAGCACCGCUACUGAUAAGUUGAUGUUGGCAGCUGGACAGUGGAGUCAGGAUCUACACGAGGAAGUAUAUGUCUUCGAUGGCGGAAGCUGGGUCAAGAACAAAGACCUGCAUGCGAGCAUCCAGACAAGCACCUGGGACGACGUAAUCCUUGAUGCCUCAACUAAGACCGCGCUCAUCGACGACGUAGAAGGCUUCUUCGACUCGCGCGACCUGUACGCCGAGUUCGCCGUCCCGUGGAAACGCGGUAUCAUCUUCCACGGCCUGCCCGGUAACGGCAAGACAAUCAGCAUCAAGGCGCUCAUGGCCGUCCUCGCUCGCCGUGAAGAACCUGUGCCUUCGCUCUACGUGAAGAGCUUCGAGGGAUGUGCGGGCCAACAGAUGAAUAUCCGAAACAUAUUUGCACGGGCGCGGAUCAUGGCGCCGUGUCUGCUGAUCUUCGAGGACCUGGACUCGCUCAUCACAGAUGCGACGCGAAGCUACUUUUUAAACGAAGUCGAUGGGCUGGAGAAGAACGACGGGAUCCUAAUGAUUGGAAGCACGAAUCAUCUGGAUGCGCUGGAUCCGGCGAUCAGGGACCGGCCGAGCCGAUUCGAUCGCAAGUAUCAUUAUCGCCUGCCUGGGUUUGGAGAGAGAGUUGAGUACGCGCGGUAUUGGCAGAAGAAACUGGAGAGGAACCCGAGGGUAGACUUCCCAGAAGGUGCAUGCGGCGUCAUUGCGAGUCUGACCGAUGGCUUUUCCUUUGCAUAUCUCAAGGAGCUCUUCGUAGCUGUUCUCCUUGUCAUUGCUCGUGGUGGGACAGGCGAGGGAAAAAUUCCAGAUACAGUGUCGCCAAACAGUAAUGUCCUGGUCAAUGAGACUAAGGAAGGAGAACAAGAAUCUCCGGCGAACGAGGCUGUCGAGCUCGACGAGAAGCAGGAAGCUGCACGCCUGCGCCGACAAGCAUUCUCAAGUGUAUCCAUCCCGGAAGAACUACAAAACAGCAUCCUAGUCAAGGUCAUGCGACAGCAGAUAUACACAUUGCUGGAGGAAAUGGACAACAAUGCGGCGCCAGCUCGGGACCGUAUUCCGAGGAAACCAAAACCCACCGCUGCGAUCAAAAAGUAA